Molecule: messenger RNA, 7424 nt
Organism: Dromaius novaehollandiae (emu)
Lineage: Eukaryota; Metazoa; Chordata; Aves; Casuariiformes; Dromaiidae
Gene: SOCS7
Product: suppressor of cytokine signaling 7
Exons: 10
Coding region: 119-1951 (610 amino acids)
Biological process (GO): phosphatidylinositol phosphate biosynthetic process; intracellular signal transduction
Cellular component (GO): phosphatidylinositol 3-kinase complex
Molecular function (GO): 1-phosphatidylinositol-3-kinase regulator activity
Source: RefSeq, a predicted model, not a curated record
GGGCGUGGCGGCGCGCGCGCGCGGCCGUCGCCGCUGGGGAGGGAGCCGCGGCGGCGGCCGGUGCGAGGCGGCGGCGGCGCGGCGGGUCCCGGCGGACCAUGCGGCGGCGGCCGUAGCGAUGCAGCGGGCCGAGCUGCGGGAGGGCGAGGCGGCGGCGGCCGCGGCGGCCUCGUACCGGGUGCUGAGCCGCCUGCUGGGCUAUGGGGCCGCGCCGGAGGCGGGCGCGGCGGGGGGCGGCGCGGCCGUUACCGGCUCCGGCGGCCCGGGCGGCGCGCGGCUGGCGGCGGCGGCGCUGCCGGGCGGGGGGCUGCGCGGGUCGCGGCCGCCGCCGCAGCUGAUGGUGUUCCGCAACGUGGGGCGGCCCGGCGAGGAGGGCGGCCCGGCGGCGGGCGGCGGCGAGGGCCCGGCGGGCGGCGGCGAGCUGCUGUGCCCGCGGCACCGCUGCGCCCUGGAGCCCAAGGCGGCGGCGGCGGCGGCGGCGGCGGGGGGGGGCGCGGAGCCGCGCUGGGCGGCCGUGCCGCCGGGCGGGCUGGAGCUGCAGCUGGCCGCGCUGGAGCUGCAGCAGCCCGGGCUGGGCGGCAAGGGCGCCGGCGGCUGCCCCUGCCUCGGCCUGCUGCCGCCGCCCGCCGGCCCCGCCGCCGAGGAGACCAGCGACGCGCUGCUGGUGCUCGAGGCGCUGGAGCCCGACGAGCCCGAGAGCUGCUCCGAGGGGGAGCCGGGCAGCCCCGGCCGCGCCGACCCGCCGGAGCCGCCGCGCGGGGCCGCCCGCGCCGCCGCCGCCCGCGCCGCGCCGCCGCCCGCCGGGGCCGCCGGCGCCAGGAAGGGCUCGCUGAGGCUCCGCCUGAGCCGCCUCUUCCGCACCAAGAGCUGCAGCGGGGCCUCGGCCGCCGGGGACGCCGCCGCCGAGAGACGCCGCUCCGGGGAGCUGCCCGCCUCGGCCGGGAGCCUCACCGACGUGUGCGGCCCGCGCGGCCGGGAGCCGGAGGCGGGCAGGAAACACAGACUGACGAGAACUCAAAGUGCCUUUUCCCCGGUCGUUUUCAGCCCCCUCUUCACAGGUGAAACAGUGUCACUAGUGGAUGUGGACAUCUCUCAGCGAGGACUGACCUCCCCUCACCCUCCGACUCCUCCGCCUCCGCCACGAAGAAGCCUCAGCCUGCUAGAUGAUAUCAGUGGGACGCUGCCUACAUCUGUCCUAGUGGGUCCGAUGGGGUCCUCCCUGCAGUCUUUCCCUCUGCCUCCGCCUCCUCCACCCCAUGCCCCAGACGCGUUCCCGCGGAUCGUCCCUCUCAGGCCGGCAGAGGCGGUGCCCAGCCAGCCCGCCCCGCACCUGCAGUGCCCGCUCUACCGCCCAGACUCGAGCAGCUUCGCGGCCAGCUUGCGAGAACUGGAAAAGUGUGGCUGGUACUGGGGGCCGAUGAACUGGGAGGAUGCAGAGAUGAAGCUGAAGGGGAAGCCAGACGGGUCCUUUCUGGUCCGAGACAGUUCUGACCCCCGUUACAUCCUGAGCCUGAGCUUUCGAUCACAGGGCAUCACCCAUCACACCCGAAUGGAGCACUACAGAGGGACCUUCAGUCUGUGGUGCCACCCCAAAUUUGAAGACCGCUGCCAGUCUGUGGUGGAGUUCAUAAAGAGAGCAAUUAUGCACUCAAAAAAUGGGAAGUUUCUUUACUUCCUCCGAUCCAGGGUUCCAGGUCUCCCUCCAACACCUGUCCAGCUCCUGUAUCCAGUCUCCAGGUUCAGCAAUGUCAAGUCCCUUCAGCACCUUUGCCGCUUCCGGAUCAGGCAGCUGGUUCGCAUAGACCACAUCCCAGAGCUCCCACUGCCCAAGCCUCUGAUCUCCUACAUUCGGAAGUUCUAUUAUUACGACCCCCAAGAAGAGGUGUAUCUGUCACUGAAGGAAGCUCAGCUGAUCUCCAAACAGAAGCAGGAGACCGAAUCCUCGACGUAGCAAGGCUGCCUCUCCCGUCUUGUUGCUGUCACUGAUGGAAUUGGAUUGUUGCCAUCCUGUAGCCCAAGUCAGGCUGUGGUGGGAACAAAGCACACGAAAGUGAAGCCUGCCUCUGCAGUGUGACUUCUGCUCUCAAGCUCUUUAUAUACAGAAGAGGGUUCAAGACUCCUAAGAAGCACAGCAGAACAGGAACAAGAGCCUCGGCUCCUGGCUGAGGGAGAGGAAGUCUCAGGAGACAGCUGAGCCCAGCUCAUGGACUCCUUGCAGAACAAAGAAUGUCAUGGCACUAUUUACGAUUUUUUGAAAGUUUUAUUUUUGAUGUCUUCAUUUUUUUUUGUUUAUUUUCAGCAUGGGAAAUAUUGUCUUACGAUCAGCUGAAUUUUACUGUCCUCCCUUGGAAACUUCAAGGUAGGGGGAAGAGAGAGAAGGGGGACUCUCUGGGAAGAUCUGCUCUAGGCAUUAUGGUAAGACUGUUCUUUGGCUCUCACCAAAAGGAGAUGCAGCCAGAGAGCUGCUUUGGAGGCAGACUGAGCCGGAUUCAUGUGCAGCUAUGUAGAAUAACCUCUGGGGAUAUGGAGCUCUGAACAGCGUGCAGCUGUGCAGCUGCCCUGCUUUCUAUGAUUUUGGAGACAAGGGCCAAACUGAGUCUUGGGCUGAGUUUUGCAACUGGAUUUGCAGGGCGGUCCUGCAUGCCUAUGUGAGUUAAGUCCAAGGAAGGAAGAGCGUAUGAGCCAUUUGGAUGUCCUGGAGCCUUCUGCCAAAUGGAGUGGUUGCUGCUGCACUGGGGAGCACAGGGCGCUCUUCUGAAGAAGCAUCGUUCCACUUAGCAAACACUGGAAGAUUUUGCUGAAGAGCUGCAAGCUGCAGUUGCUCAGAAUUUCUGUAAUAAGUGGAAGGUAGCAACAGCUUUGCUGCAGUCCAUGGACCAAAGGUACUUGCUAAAGUAAUCUCAGUCUUGCAGAGCCUUGGGACAUGCUCUCUUAACCUUUCUGCUGGCGCUCUCCUGAAGCUGUGAAUGAAGCGGGUGGUUGAGGUGUGAAGGAUCUUGAUCAGUAGUUGCUGGGCAUUAGGAGGCAUCUUUGGCAUGGCUCGGAGCAAGAAGCAGAUAACUGAGGAUACUUCUGGGAUGACCUCUGAUCUCUCUGCAAGCUUGCUUGCAGCCGCCUCCUCUCCCUGGGAUGCCCAUGGAAACACAGCAAUUCAGAAACAGUAAAAAGAGAAUCGAUAGCUCUUAUUGCAUUUCCGGGCUUGGCGCUGGCUGUAAUACUUAUAGCCCUUAGCAUCCUGAUCUGCUGUUCCAUCCGUCGCAGCAGCUGCAAAGAGUUUGCAUUUCGUGGUGGAGUUAAAUGUUUGCCCUAAGUGAUGCUGCGAAGUCUCGUUGAGAAGGAUGUUACCUCCCACGCUACGUAAAUGAACACGUGUUCCGGUGCUCCCAACCUGGGCGAAGCAAAUGCUCUGUCGUGCAGCGGUGUGGUCUGAAAAUGUGAUGCUGUGUGUGGCCUGGGUCUUCUGAUCAGCCUGUUGCGCUGCUGAGGUCGGUGCCCUGCGAGCUGGAUGCAGUCGUUCAGGAGCUGUUAAGACUUUGUUCUUGCCCUGUAGAAUCAUCUAUGUCCUUGAAUUAGGCACAGUCAUGUGGAUCUUAAAGCAACCUUGAAAAAUCCUGAUUGUCUGCCUCUGCCAAGUGUUGCUGCAAAGGGUGCUAACAAAUCCUGGCCUCCCUUUCUUAACCAUCACCUCUGGCCUCUGUUUCAGUCUUGGAAACAAGUGUGUUUUUGUUUUUGCUUUUUUAAUGAAAAGGAUUUUGACUUCCAGAUGAAACCAAUAACUAAGCUUCAAAAUCUGUAGAAAUACCUCAUCGGACACUACUUGCUACUGACUGUGCUGCAUGUCAGGGGCAGUGGAUAUCAGGAAGGGGUAGCUGCCCCCAGGACAUGCUGCGUGGCAUAUCUUGACCCUUGGUGAAAUCUGAGCUAACGUGCCCUAUCCAUGGAGGGGUCAGGCAUCCAUCCCCCUAUAGCCACUGCUGCGUUCCCUUCCCUCUGCUGAAGAUCUGCAGCUCAUACCAAGUUACCGGUGUAGCCUGCAAAAAAUGCAAUUGCUCAGACUAAGAAACGCACAGCAAAUUGGGCGAAUGUUGGAAAAAAGCAUCCAUGUAGUCGUACACAUGAGACUCUUCAUUCAGCAAUAUCAAGGCACGUGGCCCUGUUGCAUCUCGACUGUUCUGUGCACUGAGGAUUUGAAUCUUCCAAUUUUUUCAUACACUGGAAAGGAAAAUCUUCCUGCGAGCCAAGCGUGGUCUGACACCUCAAGUGUCUGAGUCUGUGCCAGCGAAGCAACAGUGUGCCCAGUGCAAAUGUCUCCUAAAGCUCCCCUCCAAAAAAGCACCUCUGGAGAUACAGAUACGAGGGCGAUGUGGGCCGGUGCCCGUGGAAGAGCGAUGGUGUUCUGCUGGCUGCGUCUGCUGGAAUUGCGAGGGAGCUGGGAGCCUUCUGGGCAUGGGUAAAAACACACAAAACUGCUCCACGGUGGUGGCUGGUUUGGGGAGAAAUGCGCUGUGCCGCUCUCGCGCUCUGCCAUUCGCGGUAGCUUUUUAAUGCUCCACUUCCCUAAGUGCACGUAAAGCUUGAUGCGACUACUGCCGUGUUCCUGCUGAGCAGCUGCGUCGCGAGGGCAGAUGGAGCUGCGCAGCAUUAGGAGCUGUUGACGAAGCAGCCAGGCUUUUGGGGUAAUAACAGAAUAAUCUGUGUUUGGUCUGCUGUUACUGUCCUUGAGAGGCGUUCUCCAAACAGGCUGGAGCUGCUUCUGCCAUGUGAAGCUCGUGCACAGUGGGGGCAGUGUUUCUCCCAAAUUGAGGCCAGCUAACGAGGGCUCUGGGUGCUGCACAUGGUUUGUGCCUUGUGUUGGUCACCUCUAGCUCUAUUUUGAGCCUGGCAGUAAGGUGUCUUAAGGUCGGAUGCUCUGCUGUGUGCAUCUGAGCAGAAAGAUCUCUGCUGGUGGCAAAAACUGAAAGAUCACAGCCCAUCAUCCUCUUUUUAGGGAGGAGCCAAGAUUUUUACCUGUCUUCAAGUUGCUCUGGACAGGUAUCAUGAUCUCUGCAAGGCUUUUGGUCAGUUGUUCGUAGUAACUGAAAUGAUGGGAAACCCAUCCUCAGGUGUUUAAUGAGGGGCUGUGGGACACAGCUGCUUCAUGCUCUCGGUGUGUCAGCUGUGGCUGUACCAGACCCUCCUCUUGAUCUGCAUCGGGCAGGAGUAGUGGGGUCAGCUCUGAUGAGGGCAGCAGAUGCGCUUCAGCCUUCCUAGGGCUCUUCUCCACCUGGUUACCCAGUUCUGAAGGGUGCUGUCAUCCUGCUGCCUCUAAAGGUUUUUUUAUAGCCUCCUUUGUCCAACCUUGAAUUCUGUAGAGGUUAUUGCCUUCCUCCUCCCUUACUUAAUCAGGGACAGGAGACAGAUGUACCAUGAAACAGACUAUAAAAAUGUAGAAAGUACAUUUGGAAAAGCUCCUUUUUCAGGUGAUCAGGUGCUCGUGGUUGAGGGUUACAGAGUUUCCAGCUGUAUGGUGUACCUUUUUAUCAAGUUGACAGGAUCCCAUAGCACGAUUUGCUUAAGCCAGCUAUUUUGUACGUGCCUCCAUCUCUCUUCGCUGCAGCAGUGUUUCAAGGUGGGGAUAUGGCUUGUUCCUGCUGUGCAAAAUUCAUGCAAACUGAGGCAGCUGUUUCAUGAGUAUUGGGUGUGACUUCAUCUUGAAGAUGACCCAAUGUGAAAGUGAAUUUUUACAGGAAGAGGGAAGAAAUAGCUGUUCCCAGUGAUGUGGAAACAUCUGCGUGUUUACAAGUAAGGCGUGGGUUUGGAAAGCAGCCAGCCGCCAAGCCAGGGUUUGAAUGCAUCGCUUGCUGCCGUUACCGAGUGAAACACGACUGCUGCCAGGUAAGAGCAGUGGAAGCUGAGCAGCACCUGUCCUGCUGUAGAUGCACUUCUGAGCCCACUGCAACUCGUUCGUGUUGCAAUAACUGCAGCAGGCAUCGCCUGCACGGUGCUGGUGGCACCCCUGUCCCCGAGCGGGUGUCACCCCGCGUGGUGCGGGGCCGGUGCGGACGCAGCUCUCGAGCGGUGCAGCAUCGGUGGGAAGGUGCUAGCGGGGCUGGGGCUGGCUCCCGGCCUCGAGGCGAGAGGCUUCGCAGAGGCCUUUGCGCAUCGCCCGUGUUGGGACUUCUGCUCCUCGUUGACUUCACCCUCUGGUAAGCUGCUUCUCACGUCCUGGAUAGCAUCAGUCGUGGCCUUCUCGUGUCGGCUUACCAGUUUCAUUGACGCGUUCUGCCUUGUGCCAGUACAGUUUUCUCACGUGGAAGUUUCUGGUUUGCUUUUGGGGCUAAAGCACGGGAACGAAGCCAUCCUGAGCUUGGUUUGGCUUAACUGCUCUAAGACCUGCGGCUGGUAGGGUAGGAACGGCCUAAAGUGCUCACGUCAGAGGUGGAGAAGCAAAGCGUGGUGUCGAAAGCAGUUAUGUCCUGCCAGACGCGUGGCACCAUCUUACAUAUCUGACCAAUUCCAAGACCCUAAAAGUGUCUUAACAGGGGCCUGUGUCCUUUUGUGCCUGCGCCCCGUGAGCACGCACGUGCAGGGAGACGGCUGGAAGCAGAGGUGCGGGGGCUGCGUCCCCGGCCGGGGAGGCUCUGGUGCAGGCGUUUGGGGCUGAAGUCUUGUCUGGGAGCUGUUGGGGGAGAAUCGCGAAGAGCCGGGUUUGCAAAAGGGAUUUUCCAGCUUUCAGUAGGAAGGGAACUGGCUGUUGCCCUUUGUUCUUCAUGGUUAAGAUCUGACAUUUCAAUGAUUUUACCCUCCAAACUGAACCUAAGGUCUGAGCCUGCAGGUUGGAGGACUCGUUGGGGACCCAGAUGUGUCUGAGUCACCUUGGCUUUCAGGGGUGAAGGGUUUUUAUUAAUGUGCUCUGAAUAAAACCUAUAGCCCUCCCCUUCUUGGCCACACUUUCCUGGUAACUCCCUUGUAAUCCAGAGUCUUCCAUGCGAAACAGAGCGGGCAGGACCCGAGUUCCUGACCUGGCGUGUCCCCAGGGAUGGGGGACGUGUUCCCCCCCCCGUCAGGGGGACGUGUCCCCCUUCUUCUUUCAAAAACCACUUGAAGACUGGCGAGCAUUAUGUAACACUGGAUUUGAACUCCCAUGUGAAAAAUGGGAGCAGAAGAAAUGGGCAAAUAUCACUGAUCUCGACAAAUUUGAGGGCAGUAGCAAGCGGGGUGGUUCAGCCCCACGCGGGCUGAAAGCGCCUGCUCCCGCGGCCCUCGAGCGCGGGGAGGAGGGAGGGUUUAGCCAGGCCCCCGGCACUGUCCAACCACCGUUUGGCAGAAAUGCAGCUUUGCUUAAUUUUCUCAUAUUUUUUUUUUCUGUGUGCUUAAUUUAUUAAAAUAGUUGCUGUAUAAUUUAUUUUCAUAAACUAUAUUAAAAAAGUUACUAAAUGGUAAAA